Messenger RNA from Solenopsis invicta (red fire ant), 2805 nucleotides. It is a transcript of the gene Fbxl4, whose product is annotated as F-box/LRR-repeat protein 4. NCBI's taxonomy places the organism in Eukaryota, Metazoa, Arthropoda, Insecta, Hymenoptera, Formicidae. The transcript is spliced from 9 exons. Gene Ontology annotation, cellular component: SCF ubiquitin ligase complex. The record is from RefSeq and is a predicted model, not a curated record. Bases 661 to 2664 code for a protein of 667 amino acids. Gene Ontology annotation, biological process: SCF-dependent proteasomal ubiquitin-dependent protein catabolic process. Gene Ontology annotation, molecular function: protein binding.
AGUACAAUUUUUUUGGGUGAAUGUCCUUUUUUUAAAGCCUUAUAGGUUUGUUUACGUCGCAUGCUCCUACUACUGCCUACUACAAUGUGCUCCAAUACGUUUGCUGAAAAUGCGAUGGUCAAGAGCUGGGUUUGAACCCGGGCCCGUGAAUUCGUAAUUCGCCACGUUACGAGAUAAAAGUGUCGAAUCAGUACUCUAGUGCAUCAUGUGAAUACAGUCAGUGACAAAAGCUGUCCUCUAAGCUCUGUGCGAUCACGCAUUAGGUUACUUGCUUGAUGUUGUCAAAUAUCUUGUAAUACUGUUUUUUUUUGCAAUUGUGUGAAAAGAGAAAAGAAGUGAUUAUUGUGCUUCCUUGAAGGGAAAUGUGCAAAUUAUUUAAUUGCUUUCUCUCUUGUGUUUUCCACCUGAGCGAUCUACCUAAAUAAAUUUAUUGUUGUUGGGUUUGGGCAAUUUACGUAUGAGUUUUGAUUACAGAAAAAUUUUCGAAAGUUUCAUGGAAAUUAUCUUUUGUAUUGUUACACAUACUUGAUAUUGACUGUAUACAGUCAGGAAUCUGUCGACAAAAACCUCCUAAUGAAGGACCUUACGUUAAAAGAAGAAUUGAAUCUAGUGAUAAAACCUUGAAUAAGUAGAAUUUCAGCAAUAUUAGAGAGCAAAGACAUGAGAUCCCUUGUUUUUCCUUUCUUUUUAUAUUGCAAUGAUAGUCCACAUACCAUAGUUGGAAAAAUACCUAUAGGCAAGGGAAAUGUUCACUUUAUUCAACAAUUUGUCAAGAAGGUUCAUAGUUUUAGUUCUCAGUAUGGUGGUAACGGCAGCAUAUCUUAUGCUGCUUCCAACAUAAUUGGGGGACCUAACAUAUUUCCGAAUUAUGGAGAUUUUGUACAGGCAUUUGCCAUGAGAACUUACGGACCAUGGUGGGACAAAGCAUCUUCAAGAUCAAUCGAUUAUAUGCCACAGAAUAAUAUGGGUGUUGUGAGUCAAGAUUACAUUAAUAUCGAGUUUUACGAAGCGGUAUAUCCAAUUAGAGUCUCUAUAUACGAAGUAUAUAAUCCUGGUAGCGUAACUCGAAUUUGGGCUCAAGAUUCUAAAAAUCGGUGGUUUCUGUUGUGGAGUGGACCGCCUCAGAUUGUUUCUUCGAAAUCACGGAUCUUUUCUCCGCCUCUCCGACAGUGUGAUUUUAAAACUAAAGUACUUAGACUAGAAUUUAACCACAGCCUAUUGGACUAUUACACAGCGCUAGAUGCUGUGAUACUUGUUGGUACAUCAGAAUUGAUCCUUCCUAAAGAUCAAUCUUACAAACAGAAUUUAACUAAUUUGUUGAAAAGCUUUAAUUGCAACUAUCCUUGUGAUGAAGACAUUCAUAAUUUAACACCAAAUUAUGUACUUGCAAACAUGGAUAUAAUUAAGCUUAUGGAGACAUUAAAUGAAUGUUGCAUUAUGUAUAAAAGUGAUAUAGUAACGAAUUUUUAUGAAAGCAAGCUAGUCUCUCAGCUAGGACCAUUUUAUUACUAUGUACCACCUCUUAAAGAGGGAUCUAAUAAUAUGCAACGCUUUUUAUCAGAAGAACUUCCAAAACUUAUGGAAGAUCCCAAACUUUCUCCAGAUGAAUCUAAGAAAUCAUCUCGUUGCAGUUUUUCAAUGUUUCCUGAUGAAAUAAUAAUAAAAAUAUUAAGAAAUUUAGACUUGGCAUCAUUAUGCCGUGUAAGCAGAGUGAAUAAGCAUUUUUAUAAUUUAGCACAGGACCCUCUGCUUUACACAUGUCUAAACUUAAAGCCAUAUUGGUAUAUUAUUGAUACAAAAGCAUUACAUUUCUUGACGUUUAAAUGUACAUAUUUGCGACAGUUGGAUCUGUCAUGGUGUGACAGAUUUUCUGUUCUGGAUCUCGAAAUGUUUCUGGAUAUUUGUGGCAGUCUUUUAACGCACUUACGAUUAAAUUGCUGCUCACGUAUUGACGAUUCCAUCAUACUUAAAAUUUCGAGAAUAUGUAAAAAUUUGAGAGAAUUAGGUUUGAGUAAUUGUGAUUCCAUAAAGGACAAGGGAUUCUCGUAUCUCGAAAAUUUGGAGUUUCUGGAGCACUUAAAUCUUUACAGGACUCAUAUAAAAACUCAAACUCUUUGUAAAAUACUCCGAAGAAAUCGACAGAUGCGUCACUUAUAUAUAGGAAGCACUGACAUUAAUCUGAACGUAGAUGAAGUUGCAAUGGAGUUAAGAAAUUCCUGUCCUGAUUUGGAAAGUAUAGAUUUAUGGAAAACGCAUGGUUUUACAUGGCAAGGUAUCGAUGCCCUCUCUGAAUGUAAGAAUCUACGGGAAGUAGAUUUUGGUUGGUGGUAUGUUGGCAAUACAACUGGUCAUGGUGACAGUUUUCGUAAAUUGCUUUCCUCCUGUCAACGUUUGGAGAAAGUCUACUUAGCCUCUUUUAAAGGUCUCACUGAACGCGAUUUGAGAGCACUGACUCUGUGCAAAAAUUUACGACAGUUAGAUUUGUUAGGCUCGCUAUCCCUGACAAGUGAUAUAUGUUGUGCAUUUUUUACAAAUUGUCCUAAACUGGAGAUGAUUGACCUCAGCUUCUGUGAUAACAUUUCCGAUUACAUGAUUCAACGGUGGCAGCAAAAAUAUAUACAUGUGGCCAUUAAAAGAGGAAAAUACAUAGAACAGACUUCGUGAUUUUAUGUAGAAGGUACUUUUAGAAAAUUACCUUUUUAAUAAAUGCGCUGAGCACAUGUACCUGUUGAAAGAAUAAAAUAGAUUUGUUUUAAUUCAAACUUAUUUUUCCUACAAGAGUAAUGUGUUCAAAAUUGUGCCAAA